UAUCUGUUCAAGUGAAAAUGGAACAUCCUGGUGAUCUGCUACAAGAUGAUGUUAUUUCAAAGUUCAGUUACAGUGAUAAUGAGGAUCAGGAUAGUUCACACUAUAAUGUUAUGAAUGUGAAAACAGAAACUGAAUUUCAAAGAGAUACUGAAUCUGAUUUAGAAAGUACAUCUGAUACAAAGACCAGUGUGAACAUCUAUUGUGGAAGUCAGUUUACUUGUUAUCUUAUAAAACAAGAAGAUCACUUUACAGAAGACGUAAAAUCCCUAAACUACAACAUUAGUGGAGAAACAAAGUUAAGUGGAAAUAACCUAACAACAUUUAAUACACAUCAGUGUGAUGAUAAACUAUACAGUUGUGGAAAAACAUUUGAUAACCUAACACAACAAAAGGGGAUGCACUCAGGAGAGAUACCAUAUCAUUGUACAGUUUGUAAAAAACACUUUAAUAGAAAUAGUUACUUAAAACGACAUCAAAGAAUAGACACUGGGGAGAAACCUUACAGUUGUAGAGUGUGUGGAAAACAGUUUGUUACAAAUAGUACCUUAAAAACACAUCAACGAAUACACACUGGGGAGAAACCAUAUCAUUGUGCAGUUUGUGGAAAACAGUUUGGAACAAAUGGUGAUUUCAAAAAACAUCGUAGAAUACACACUGGGGAGAAACCUUACAGUUGUACAGUGUGUGGAAAACACUUUGGUGCAAAUAGUACCUUAAAAACACAUCAAAGAAUACACACUGGUGAGAAACCAUAUGAUUGUGCAGUUUGUGGAAAACAGUUUGGAACAAACAGUGAAUUAAUAAAACAUCAAAGAAGACACACUGGUGAAAAACCUUACAGCUGUACAGUGUGUGGAAAACAGUUUGGUACAAAUGGUGAAUUAGAAACACAUCAAAGAAGGCACACUGGGGAGAAACCAUACAGUUGUGAAGUCUGUGGAAAACAGUUUAGAACAAUCAGUGCCUCAAAAACACAUCAAACUAUACAUACUGGGAAGAAACCUUACAGUUGUGGAGUUUGUGAAAAACAGUUUAGAACAAUCACUGCUUUAAAAACACAUCAAACUAUACACACUGGGGAGAAAUCUUACAGUUGUGGAGUUUGUGGAAAACAGUUUAGAACAAACAGUGCAUUAAAAGUACAUCAAAGAACACAUUCUGGUGAGAAACCUUACAGUUGUAUAGUGUGUUCUAAACAAUUUAUAUCAAGCUGUAACUUAAAACAGCAUCAAAGAAUACACAAUGGUGAAAACCUUAAAGUUGUGGCAUUUGUGAAAAAGAAUUUGGAACAAACAGUGAAUUAAUAAUACAUCAAAGAACUCGCACUAGUGAGAAACCGUACGGUCGUAUGGUGUGUACAAAACAACUUAUAAAGAUAUCAAAUAGCACCCACUCAGGAAAAAUCUCUCAGUUACUUCAAAAAAUGUAAAAGAUUACACACUGGGUAGGAACCUUACAGUUGUAGAUUU
Messenger RNA from Limulus polyphemus (Atlantic horseshoe crab), 1469 nucleotides. RefSeq names its product zinc finger protein 501-like. NCBI's taxonomy places the organism in Eukaryota, Metazoa, Arthropoda, Merostomata, Xiphosura, Limulidae. The record is from RefSeq and is a predicted model, not a curated record. The transcript is spliced from 3 exons. Bases 18 to 1304 code for a protein of 428 amino acids.